AUGAGUGCUGUCAAGCGGAGCAAGUCCCCCGAUGGCGAUGCUGAGCGUGAGGAGGAGAUGCAAUAUGGCUCAGUCGGUUUGACAAAAGAAGAGCUGGCAGAAAAAUACCCUAACAGGCCACUGAACCACUCUAAGACGUUGGCCUUUUCUGAGCUUUUCCUGCAACUCUUCAAUCCACUGAAUGAGAACAAAAAACAACCCGCUGGAGGACCAGCUCGUAAGAAGGGGCCACAUGGCGCAACAACACUCUCACCACAGGAACAGAGACGACACAUAAUUGAGAGGUUUAUCAACAGAUGGCGGAAAGAAGUUGGCAAUGACUUUUAUCCUGCCCUGCGUUUGAUCCUCCCUGACAAAGAUCGCGAUCGUGGCGUCUAUGGACUGAAGGAAAAUGCCAUAGGAAAGCUGCUUGUUAAGCUUCUCAAAAUUGACAAGAACUCCGAAGAUGGAUACAAUUUGUUGCAUUGGAAGCUCCCCGGCCAGACAAUGGCUGCACGACUGGCCGGCGAUUUCGCUGGUCGCUGCUACGAAGUCAUCUCCAAGAGACCAAUGCGGACGGAGGUUGGCGACAUGACUAUUGCAGAGGUAAAUCAGCAGCUGGAUAAGUUGGCCGCGUCGACCGCGGAAGCAGAGAAUUUGACGGUGUUUGAGACGUUUUAUAACCGCAUGAAUGCAGAGGAAAUGCUCUGGCUCAUUCGCAUCAUUCUGAAGCAAAUGAAAGUUGGUGCUACGGAGAAGACUUUUCUCUAUUUGUGGCACCCUGACGGCGAGACUCUUUUCAGCGUGUCAUCGAGUUUGAGGCGUGUAUGCUGGGAAUUGUACGACCCGACGCUUAGACUGGAACAGGAAGAAGCUGGAAUAUCGCUGAUGCAGUGCUUUCAACCGCAACUAGCACAGUUCCAAAUGCCUGCGUCGUUUCAAAAGAUGAUUGAGUUACUUCGGCCAACAGAGGAUGACCCGGAGUUUUGGAUCGAGGAAAAGCUGGAUGGAGAACGAAUGCAGAUGCACAUGGUGAAUGACCCUUCUCAUCCCGGCGGAAAGCGUUUCUGCUUUUGGUCACGAAAGGCAAAGGAUUACACGUAUUUAUAUGGAGACGGAGUUCUUGACGGCAAUUCUAGCCUGACACGCCAUCUCAAAGAUGCAUUCGCUUCGGGAGUUCGCAACCUCAUUUUGGACGGAGAAAUGAUCACCUGGGACAUGGCAGUCGACAAAAUCGUCCCCUUUGGAACGUUGAAAACUGCCGCGAUUGCAGAACAACAAAACAAAUCUGGUUCAGACGCAUCUGGCCACCGGCCCUUGUUCCGUGUCUUUGACAUAUUGUAUCUCAACGAUAAGUCUCUCACGCAAUACACCCUCCGUGACCGCCACAAUGCCCUCGAAAAGGCAGUCAAGUCAGUCCACCGACGCCUUGAAAUCCACGCAUAUACAAGUGCCACAACGGCAGAUGCCAUUGAACCUAUGCUCCGAGAUGUCGUGGCCAAUGCCUCGGAGGGCCUUGUCCUCAAAAAUCCCCGCUCAAUGUACAGGCUCAACAGUCGAAACGACGACUGGCUCAAAGUCAAGCCUGAAUACAUGUCUGAGUUCGGCGAGUCGCUAGACUGCGUCGUCAUCGGCGGAUACUACGGCUCCGGUAGAAGGGGUGGCACGCUGUCCAGUUUUCUUUGCGGGCUACGUGUUUCGCAGAAUCACAUACAAGCUGGCAAGAACCCCGAAAAAUGCUACAGUUUCUUCAAAGUAGGGGGCGGGUUUCGAGGUGAAGACUACGCUGAAAUUCGGCAUCACACCGAGGGCAAGUGGAUAGAGUGGGAUAGGAAGAAUCCGCCAACAGAGUACAUUGAGCUUGGUGGCGGUGAAAGCAAGCAAUUAGAACGACCGGAUGUGUGGAUUCGCCCAAAAGAUUCGUUUGUUCUUUCUGCAAAGGCGGCAAGUGUCGGACCAUCUGAUAGUUUUGCGAUGGGAUACACGCUGCGAUUCCCGCGAUUCCGGCGGCUGCGACUCGACCGCAGCUGGGACUCCGCUCUCUCAGUCGACGAGUUUGAAGAGCUCAAGAAAAUGGUAGACCAGGAAGCAAAAGAAAAAGCCAUGACGGUAGAGGACAGAAAGCGCAGAAAUCCCAAGCGCGUGAAGCGAGAGCUCGUGAUUGCUGGCGAGGACACGACACCCGCCGAGUUUGAAGGAGAAAAGUCUCACGUCUUUGACGGUCUCGAGUUUUGCGUCCUUUCCGAGUCACUGAAGCCGUAUAAGAAGACCAAGGCGCAGCUUGAAGCAAUCAUUAAAGAAAACGGUGGCUCAAUUUCUCAGCGAGCUGUUGCGGGUACGCAAAUGGUUCUCAUUGCCGAUAAAAAGGUGGUUAAAGUGGCGAGUCUAAUCAAGGAUGGCACCGCGAACAUCAUUCGACCGAAGUGGAUAAGAGACUGUGUCGAACAGGGCGGUUCGUUUUUACUUCCAUAUGAAGAGGGUCAUUUGUUUCACGCCACGGAGGAUUUGGGCCUUAUUGCAGCUGAGAAUACCGACAUGUAUGGCGACAGCUAUGCCAGGGAUAUCUCUGUGGAUGAGCUACGUGAGAUACUGCAGGAUAUGCCAAAGCUAGAGCAUCGAUUUGACGAAGAACACUUCCUUGAGGAAUUGGAAGAGAGAGGGAAGGGAAUUACAGAUUUGCGCGGCUUCAUGUUUAGAAGAUGCGUUGUACAUUUCCGGCAAGUAGACAGCGUCAAUGCCGCACCGUUGGGGAAGCUGGCACAUUAUGUAAAGUAUGGUGGUGGGCGAGUAGUGGAUGAGCUUGGAGAGGGUGUGACGCAUAUUGUUAUUGUUGGAGAAGAUGCAAUGGAGGUGGGAGAGACAGCGGACGGAGCGAGGAAAGAGGUUAGCUCCUGGAAGAAAGUUCCGCGUGUUUUGGGCGAUAGGUGGGUUUCCGAGUGUUGGAAUGAGAAGACCUUGUUGGACGAGGAGGCAUAUAUGAUUUCAUGA
Messenger RNA from Pochonia chlamydosporia 170, 2967 nucleotides. RefSeq names its product DNA ligase 4. The record is from RefSeq and is a predicted model, not a curated record. Gene Ontology annotation, cellular component: DNA ligase IV complex. The coding region runs from base 1 to 2967 and encodes 988 amino acids. Gene Ontology annotation, molecular function: DNA ligase (ATP) activity; DNA binding; ATP binding. Lineage: Eukaryota; Fungi; Ascomycota; Sordariomycetes; Hypocreales; Clavicipitaceae. The transcript has 2 exons. Gene Ontology annotation, biological process: DNA recombination; nucleotide-excision repair, DNA gap filling; DNA biosynthetic process.